CGAUUAGAACGCCCGGAGAGAAGUCCACAGAAAAGAGAGCCAGUCAACUUGAACUGAGUACCGCGAGCGGCCGUCGAGCGCACACAGCACUCCUGUUGCCAGCCAGCUUUAACAUUUCUGACAAGAAGAAGACCGCGACGUUUUUGUGAAUUGUGUGUCUAGAUUUUUAGGAGGGCCAUAAUACGGUCUUGAAACGUAACUUACUUCUCACUGACAAUCUCAAGAUGUCGAUAUUGCCCUUCACUCCUCCGAUUGUAAAGAGGCUUCUGGGCUGGAAGAAGGGGGAGCAGAAUGGACAAGAGGAGAAAUGGUGCGAAAAGGCUGUCAAAAGUCUGGUGAAAAAGUUGAAAAAGACGGGACAACUGGACGAGUUGGAAAAAGCUAUUACAACGCAGAAUAUAAACACGAAAUGCAUAACUAUUCCGAGGUCCCUGGACGGGCGCCUGCAGGUGUCCCACAGGAAAGGCCUUCCUCACGUCAUCUACUGCCGCCUGUGGCGCUGGCCGGACCUGCAGUCCCACCACGAGCUGAGGGCCAUCGACCUCUGUGAGUUUGCAUUCCACACCAAGAAGGAUGAGGUGUGCGUCAACCCAUACCACUACCAGCGCGUGGAGACACCAAUCCUGCCUCCUGUCCUGGUGCCGCGCUACUCGGAUGUCCCCACAGAGUUCCCUCCCCUGGACGACUACAGCCACUCCAUCCCUGAGAACACCAACUUCCCUGCUGGGAUCGAGCCCCAGAGCCACUACAUCCCGGAAACCCCUCCUCCAGGCUAUCUGAGUGAGGAUGGAGAGACCAGUGACCACCUGCUCAACCACAGCAUGGACACAGGUUCACCCAGUCUGUCGCCCAAUCCUGUUUCGCCAGCUCACAACAGUCUCGACCUGCAGCCGGUGACGUACUGUGAGUCGGCCUUCUGGUGCUCCAUCUCCUACUACGAGCUGAACCAGCGCGUGGGCGAGACCUUUCACGCCUCGCAGCCCUCGCUGACCGUGGACGGCUUCACCGACCCGUCCAACUCGGAGCGCUUCUGCCUGGGCCUGCUGUCCAACGUCAACCGCAACGCGGCCGUGGAGCUCACGCGCAGACACAUCGGUCGGGGUGUGAGGUUGUACUACAUCGGCGGGGAGGUGUUUGCCGAGUGUCUCAGCGACAAUGCCAUCUUUGUCCAGAGUCCCAACUGCAACCAGCGCUACGGCUGGCACCCUGCCACAGUCUGCAAGAUCCCCCCUGGUUGUAAUCUGAAGAUCUUCAACAACCAGGAGUUUGCUGCCCUGCUGGCCCAGUCAGUGAACCAGGGCUUUGAGGCCGUCUACCAGCUGACCCGCAUGUGCACCAUCCGCAUGAGCUUCGUCAAGGGCUGGGGAGCCGAGUACAGGCGUCAGACUGUGACCAGCACCCCCUGCUGGAUCGAGCUGCACCUCAACGGGCCCCUGCAGUGGCUGGACAAGGUUCUCACUCAGAUGGGCUCCCCCAGCAUCCGCUGCUCCAGCGUGUCUUAGGACCAGCUCACCCUCACGGCACACCCUCACCCUGGCACCCUCCACUCACACUCACAACAGACAAGAGUCAGGACAGGUGGAGGUAAAGAAGUCAGUAUUCAGAUGCAGAAGACUUUGCAUUCAGGUGCAUUAUUUCUUAUUGGUACCAUCACUCUUACCUGUCCACAGACUCCUACCAUUACACCACACAUUCACUGUCAAAAGCACUUUCUUCACAAGAGUAGCAUAUAGCGUGUCCAUUUGAUGGUUGUCUAGAUUUGUACGUUGUGUAAUUUUGUUCUGAACAGUCAGACAUAGCAUGUUAGCCAUAGUUUUAAGAGAAGUAACAGACACAUGUCUUGUUUUUCAAAGCAUGAUUUUAUAAUCAUGUCUUUCAAUUGUGGUUCUUUUUUAUCAUAUCUGAUAAAGGAAAAUAUUACAACUUUUUUUUUGUUACGUAAAGAAAAGUAAUUGUAUGAUUUUUGUAACUAUUUUUUCAUGUUGGGUAAGAUACAACAGCCGAAAGGGUUAUGAGCAGAUGGUUUCAUGAGUAUUUGGAAUGUCUAAAGUUAAUUUGUGUUCUCAAGAUUAGUAGAUGGAUAUAGAAUAUCUUUGUAUAAGGACAAAUUUGAAAACUUGUGGGCUAUACAGUUAGUGUUAAUAGUUUUCUAAGUACUGAGUACUUUCCCCUCAUUUCUCAAUAACGAUAUAAAUGAACUGCCCGGUCAGUCCCUGAAUUUGUAUUUAAACUAUAUUGUUGAUAAAGAGAAUCCUAAUGUGAAGUGUAAUUUGCUCAGUGAAAAGAGACAUUUUGACAAUUAUUUUGCAAACAAAAUAUAUUUUUACUGUUUCCCCAUUGAGGUUGAACAAACCUAUUUAUAGGGUAAUUAAAGAUGUCUUGUAUUAGAAACACUCGAGCCAAGGAGUCGGAUCCGCAGCCACAGGGAUUCAUCUCACAACAGUAUACCUGCCAUACAGACGCCUGACUUUUUAAAGUUGAGAUUUUAAAACAUUUGCCACAAAGAACAGACUAUUUUCAAUAAAUUGCGCCAAAGUUGGCAGCUGUAAAUAUAGUUUUGAACUAAGAGGAAUUUGGCUACAUUAAUCUGUGUCAAGCUCUGUUUUAUUUUUACUAGAAUUUAGGAUCUAUUUGAGAGUAUUUUUUAUUAGUCAUGCAAAACCCCAAUGUGUCUGAAAAUAAUCUAUAAAUCCUGUAUGUAAAAAAUAAGAAAAAGAAAAAUGGUAUAGUACAAACCAGUGCUUGAUUGGUUCUCAUGUUUUGUCUGCCAAAUCACAUUACUGUACUCAUUGAUUAAAAGGAGACUGGUGAGUUAUGUAAUAUAUUUUAGUAGUUAUGGCACUUAACUGAAAUACUGCAUCAAAGUAGUUUGUCUCUCCAAAAGGAGAUGUUUUGUAAAAAAUAUGAAAUAAUGUGUUGUCAAGUAUCAGUACUUAUUUUCCUUUGUACUCUUAAAAUUGCUUCGUUUUAUUAUAAAUGUUACUUUCCUUGUUAUUUACUUAAUGUUUAGUUGAAUCUAUCUGUUUUGUUAUCCAUGACCAUUUCAUUCAAUGUUCUUUAAUAAAGUAAAUAAUGUAA
This is a messenger RNA of Hypomesus transpacificus, 3078 nucleotides long. It is a transcript of the gene smad3b, whose product is annotated as SMAD family member 3b. Gene Ontology annotation, biological process: BMP signaling pathway; regulation of transcription by RNA polymerase II; cell differentiation. Gene Ontology annotation, cellular component: heteromeric SMAD protein complex. The transcript is spliced from 9 exons. Bases 225 to 1502 code for a protein of 425 amino acids. The record is from RefSeq and is a predicted model, not a curated record. Gene Ontology annotation, molecular function: I-SMAD binding; DNA-binding transcription factor activity, RNA polymerase II-specific; RNA polymerase II cis-regulatory region sequence-specific DNA binding. NCBI's taxonomy places the organism in Eukaryota, Metazoa, Chordata, Actinopteri, Osmeriformes, Osmeridae.